Molecule: messenger RNA, 408 nt
Organism: Diaporthe amygdali
Lineage: Eukaryota; Fungi; Ascomycota; Sordariomycetes; Diaporthales; Diaporthaceae
Exons: 1
Coding region: 1-408 (135 amino acids)
Cellular component (GO): cytosol
Molecular function (GO): deaminase activity
Source: RefSeq, a predicted model, not a curated record
AUGUCCUCCCUCCAGUACUGCAACGACCGAGGAGCCGGUCAGAAGCUCAGCGACAUCUGCCAUUUUUCUCAAGCAGUCAUCCUCGGUGACACGGUCAAGUGCUCCGGCCAGGGCGGGUGGACGCACGGCGGCGAGCUCGACCCCUAUGAUAUCCGCGGCCAAGUCAACCUCGCCUUUGACAACGUCGACCGUGUUCUCCAGGCAGCCGGCCUCCGAGGAUGGGAAGACGUCUACGCUGUUCGCUCAUAUCACGUCGGCAUGGACUCCUCGUACAACUACGUCGUCGCCAAGCUGAAGAAGCGCAUACCGGGACAUCGGCCGAUCUGGACUGCUGUGGCGGUCCCCAGGCUGGCGUUUCCGGAAAUGAAGAUUGAGCUGGAGGUUGAGGCUUGGAAUAGAAGGACAUGA